AAGAGAAGCGCUGCUCAGCACAGCAUAUACACGCUCUGUUAUGAAUAUGCGGCACAAAGCGUAACAGGCAAUAGGUAGAAGAAGCAGCAGCAGGCAACGGAAUGCCGUUGUAUGCGGUGCUAUGGAAUCCCUCAUGACAAAAUCAAUAGAGGAUACCGAAAACAGCUGAGCCGCCAGGCCGACAAUGUAAACAGACGAAAGAGAGUAUGAGUGUGUGAGUGUGUAAGAGAGUUUAACUAUAAAUAGGGCAAGAGUUGCACAUUCACACACACACUCUCUCUCUCUCUCUCCCUCGUUCUCUCUCUCUCUUUUGGUCUGGGAAAAUUCGUGACAGUAUUUAGUAAAAUUUUUGCGUUUUUCCACUUUAGUCAAACGCAGCUCUUCAACGUUGGCGGUAGCCGAAAAUCAAGCGGAUCAACCUCGGCACACCACAACACUUACACUCCAACACAGACACACAUACACACACAUAUAUAUCUAUCAUAUAAAUAAAUAUAUAUAUACAUACACAUAUAAACACAUACACAUAGCAACGCGCGCGACAGUGUGUGUGCCAUAUGUGUAAUCAAAACGUAGCCCCGCCGCAACUAAGAGCAAAAGUUUAUAUAUAGAAAAUUUCAACGCGCACAGCUGAGGGAAAACUAAAUUCGUUGUGCAGCUGAAAAUAAAUUUUGAACGAAAAACAAGCAACAGCAACAACAACCAACAACUGCACAAAUUAUUCAAAUUCAAUUCAAAUAAAAACGUGAAUUUUUCGUAACUAGAUUUGCAAAUAUUACGCAUACGCCGCAUGUGCUAGAAAAGUAUUUAACGAAAAAAAUAAGCAAAGAAAGAAAGUAACGUGUGGCGCCAGCGUCGGCGUCGCUGCUGACGUCGCGACUCCACCCAAAAUUGUAUACCAAAUUUGGUAGCAAAUGCAGUGAGUUAGUAGCGCUAACUGACUUGACUGAGUGAGUGUGAGUGUGUGUGUAUUUCGGUUGUGCACAACCACAGCCAAGGAGGAACACAACAAAUACAAGAUUGAAACAUGCUAGCAAAAUGUUUGGUACAUGCGAAAAGUUGAUGACACAUUUUGCUGUCAUUUUGACCGCAUUUCUAGCCGCUCAGCCUCUGUUAUUGCUGCUCAUUUGCGGUCCCCCAGUGUCGCGGCAUGCCGGCCCCGCCUCCUCCACAUUUAUGGUGCACGCCUCUGCCGCGGAUGAAGCCGUUGGCAAAUGGGCGACCCAGUUUGGAGACGAGCUAUUCCUGCUGGCCCAGAAGAUAACCAAGUCGCAGCAGAUCAAAGAGAAAUACAAGGAAUACAAUGCUCGAGUCGAGCUCAAAAAUGGCUCCGAACUAAUUAAGUCAAUAACAGCAAAUGUGGGCAAAAUGUUAGCGCGCAAAAUGGAUGCCGUGCGCUGCAUACAGGAGAAGGCCGAGAGUGUCAAUGAGAAUUUCGAAUUCAACCUGACCUAUGCGGAGACUAACUUCACCUACUACUCGAGCAAGUAUUCGCCAUUCAAUGGCAAUAGCUCCGAGGAGCUGGAGGCCAAUGUUAAGGAGUAUGAGUAUAUGUAUCGCGAGAUGAUGCUCAAUCCGGAUACACAUUUCUACAAUAUUUCCGUGGACACUGAGCACAGUUCGGUGCACGUGCCCUCAAAUGUUUGGGAUCGUGCGCCGAAUGUGCUGAAGACAAUUCAGUGGUCGGAAUAUCUAGAUGAGGUAUUCCGCCAGAACUAUCAGUCCGAUCCGGCCCUGUCGUGGCAAUACUUUGGCUCCGAUACGGGCAUAUUGCGUCAUUAUCCCGCCGCACAGUGGUACGACUCGCGCGCGAAUAAACUGGACGCGGAUACGUAUGAUUGCCGCAAACGGUCAUGGUAUAUAGAGACGGCCACCUGUUCCAAGGAUAUUGUCAUUUUGCUGGAUCAUUCGGGCUCAAUGACGGGACAUCGACAUCAUGUGGCCAAGUUCACAAUACGCAGCAUAUUGGAUACGUUCUCCAAUAACGAUUUCUUUACGAUUUUCCGGUAUUCGAACGACGUGCAGGGCAUAAUACCCUGCUUCAAGGACGCUCUGGUACAGGCGACACCCGAAAAUAUCGAUGUCUUCAACUCGGCCAUAGCCGAACUGGACGAUCCCGAGGGUUAUGCGAAUCUAACGCUGGCCUACGAGCACGCCUUUCAAAUACUACGCAACUAUUAUAUCAAGCGAAGGUGCAACGAGACCUCCACCUGCAACCAGGCCAUAAUGCUGGUCACCGAUGGCGUGGCGGGCAAUACGACCGAUAUUUUCGAGAAGUACAACUGGGGCAAUGGAGAGAACGGCACUUCACGCAUGAAUGUGCGCAUCUUUACCUAUCUACUGGGCAAGGAGGUGACCAAGGUGCGUGAGAUUCAAUGGAUGGCCUGCCUGAAUCGUGGCUACUAUUCGCACGUGCAAACACUGGAUGAAGUCCACGAGGAAGUGCUCAAGUAUGUCGAUGUCAUAGCUACGCCACUCGUACUGCAGAAUGAACAGCAUCCGCCCACCUGGACGCAUGCAUUUACAGAUAAAACGUAUGAUCCUUUGAAUUCGAAUGAGCGACGACCGCGUCUUAUGAUAGCCGUUGGUGUGCCCGCCUUCGAUCGCUCCUAUCGCCACGAAAAUAGCACCAAAAGACGGGCACGUCUCCUGGGCGUAGCCGGCACAGAUGUGCCCGUCGAGGAUAUAGACAAAUUGACAUUGCCUUACAAGCUGGGCGUUAAUGGCUACUCAUUUGUGGUGUCCAACAAUGGCUACGUACUGCUGCAUCCGGAUCUGCGGCCUCUUGGUUCCAACAACAAAAUGAAUCCCAACUAUAAUAGCAUUGACUUUACCGAAGUGGAGCAUUUGUUUGAGGAUCAGAAUCCCCGUGAGCCGGGUGAAUCCAUUCUAAACAUACGCAGCUCUAUGGUCCAUAAUGAGGCCAAGGAAUUUAAAAAUAUUCCGGUCAAGUUCCAUUAUGACAAAAUGCGUCGUGUCUCGGAGGAGAAACAGGAUUAUUUCUUCGCUCCAUUACCCAAUACACCCUUUACUUUGGGCAUUGUUAUGCCAAGCGAGUAUGGCAAGACUUGGAUCAAGGUCGGCGAUGAGGUGGACAAGAACAAGCACAUGAAGGUCAACAUAUCGGAUUUCUUCAUUGGCGAAAACUGGAAAGUACAUCCAGAUUGGGUCUAUUGCAAGUAUCACUAUCUGGAGGGUCACGAAUUCAAGACACCUGAAGCGGAGCUGCGCGAGUUUUUGGAAAAGAUGAUGAAACCUGAUUGGAAAUGGCCCGAACAAUAUGCCGAGGACGAAUCUGAUUGGGAUGACAAGGAUGACUUAAACUGUGGUCGCAAAACGCUCGGCGACGAUGCCUACUACUGCAACAAGGAGCUAGUCCAUUUGCUCAUUUUCGAUGCCAAGGUGACUAACUUCAGUUACGGUGUGUGGAAAUUCGAGAACGAGCAGGAGCGUCAGCUCAUUGAACGCUUUGGUGCCACACUGAGGUUUGUGGCCACCAUGAGCGGCCUGACACGCUGGCAGUUCAUCUUUGGCGAGGUGGAAGUGGAUACGGAUCGGGAAUUUGGCGACUAUCAUACAACAGCCAUCGAUGAGACCUGGUACAAGAGCGCCAUACUGCAGCAUCAUCAGGAGAAUACCGAAAGCUUUGUUUACUCGGUCAAGCACUACAACGAUCCGCUCGAAGACAGCGAUCUAAAGGUGACCGCCUCGCACGCCAUCUUUCCUCGAGAUGGCGGCAAAGAGGCGCCCGCCUGUGUCGUCGGUUUCCAGUUCUCACAUGCGCGCAUGUGGGAACGCUUCUUCAACAUAACAGCCGUGGAUAAUUGCAACAAUUGCCUGCCCAUCUGCACGGAUGAUGACGUCGAUUGUGUUGUCAUCGAUAACAAUGCGUACAUCGUCGUCGGCCAGAACAUAAAUACGACUGGAAAAUUCUUUGGCGAAUUCCAUGGCGAUGUCAUGGCCGCCAUGGUUCAGAAGGGCAUCUUCAAAAGCAUCGAGGUCUAUGACUACCAGGAGCUAUGUAAAGUAGAGCCCACAACAGUCAGCGAUGGACACAGUUUGCUGCAUCCGCUGCAACUGCUGGGCCUAGUUUGGAAGUGGCUCAUAGCGCAGCUCUUCUUGACCUACCAAAGGGUUCAGUGGUGGGUAGACGGAGCGCCCUUUUUGGAGUACUUGGACAAUAUUGAGGAUGAGUAUGUGGCCGUGGGCGACAUUAAAUCGGCAUCGGCGGCUAAGCCCAAGGACGAUGGCGAUGAUGGUGAGGCAAUAUUUCAAGAGCCCGAACCGGAACCGAUCUACAAGCCGUGUGACAUGCGCUCUACUUUGUACGCGCUGCAACCCUCUGCAUUGGUGGGCAUCAAUGAUUUUAUAAAUGUGUCAUCAACGCGUCCGUUUCUGAUCAAGAAAAUACCCAACUCGAAUCUGGUGAUGGUGGUGGUCAAUGUGCUGAUGCCAUCGCGCAGUGUACGCCUAACCACCGAGCCGCAGCGCAUAACUGAGUAUGAGGAGGAAUUUCCCUGCUACAAACUAAAUAUGAGUUUCUACGAUAGGCGACGCAUCGAGGAAUGUUUCACAGAGCACGAGGAUGAGGAACUUUUCACCUACUGCGGCAAUGCCUCGCGGCUGGGUCUGACGCUUCAGCUGCUGCCGCUGACCAUAAUUUUGAUGUUUUACUUGACGCGCUGCUUUAUGCGCGUCUAGUUUAUACACUCUAUACAUUAUAUAUAUAUACACUAAUGCGAUCUGUUUGUUUUUAGAUUGUAAACUAUUGUGUAGUACAAUUCUAGUCAAAGUUUAACAACCUAGAAGAAAAAAAAAAAAAAAAAAAGGAAACCCAAAGCACAAUCUUAAACAAGUUUAGCAACAGCAAAAACAAAACAAAAAAAAAACAAAAACCCAAUUUCAACUUUUAGACUUAUAAAAUACGCCAAAUGUUAAGGAAAACGAGAGUACGAAAAGGAGGGAAAAGGAUAUAUGUUUCUAGCAGCUUCUAAAUAAUAUUUCUUAAUUUCAAUUCUUUAGCUAUUACGAAAAAAGCAAACUUUGGAAUGAAAUUUAUGUUUUAUACUAGCUAAAAAGUCCACGUUUCAUUAACUAUUUUGGAUAGUUUAAACAAAUGGUAAAUACCUAAUGCCAAAUAUUAACUAAAACUAUGAAAGAGAAAAGUGUGAAUGUAAACAAAAAUAAUUCAAAUGACAAUUAUUUUUGUAAUUUUAUAAAAUUAGUUGAUUUUUUAUAAAAACGCGAUGAAAUGUAAACUUAAAUGAAACACGAACAGACACACAAAAUACACUAUUUCGUCCCUUGGCCCAACCGAAAAAUAUAUAUAUAUUUAAUUUAUAUAUAUAUAUAUAUAUAUAUAUAUAUAUAUAUAUAUAUAUAUAUAUGGAGAGCAAUCUUUUGCAAAAUUCAUUAGCUUUUUCGUAAACAAUCAAACAGAUUUUUUAAUGAGAAAUAUUAUAUGAUAAUAUAUUGUAUACUAGUAUAUAUGAUGCGUGGUGUAUUCAAUGUUUAUAUAGAUAUUUUGUUAACGGCUAUUCAAAGUUUAUAUAUGUUUUUUGUAUAUGUAUUGCAAUAAUGUACUAAGUAUUUGUUACGAUUUUAUUGUAUUUGGUUUUUUCUUUUUGAAAUAAUGAUAAAAUAUGCACUAAAAUCUAAUGUUAGCUUCGGUCUAGUCGAAGAUCUAAAUACCCUUGCAGUUGGAACUAUGUUGGGAGGUAGAAAGAAAGAUUCCAGGCAAUCCAGACAAUUGGUAUCAUACUAAGAAAUAUGUAUAUAGAAUUAUAUACAUAGAUCUACAAAUAUAUCGAAUUAUAAACAGAGUGAUCCGAUGAAGAAGUAUAUCUUAACCCAUCUUUUACAAGUAUCCUAAUUACAGACCAUCGUAGUUAUAUAGAUAAGAUUUUUAAAGAAAGGAAACUUAGUUUAAAAUACAUGUAUUACAUAGAACCCGUCUCGAUAUAGAGCCCAAGUCUAACUGCAGCGGUAUUUCUAUUAAAUAGGACCACCUGAAAAGUAUGCAAUACUUAUUUCAAGAACCUCAGUUAACUUUGCACACUAACUAUACCGAUUUUUGUUAGCUAAGCAAAAUUCAACAUUUACACGAGCAACAACUACAAACAAAAAUACCAAA
Molecule: messenger RNA, 6133 nt
Organism: Drosophila mojavensis
Lineage: Eukaryota; Metazoa; Arthropoda; Insecta; Diptera; Drosophilidae
Gene: Ca-Ma2d
Product: voltage-dependent calcium channel subunit alpha-2/delta-3
Exons: 11
Coding region: 1039-4701 (1220 amino acids)
Cellular component (GO): voltage-gated calcium channel complex
Molecular function (GO): voltage-gated calcium channel activity
Source: RefSeq, a predicted model, not a curated record